UCCUCCCUCGUCCUCGCCUUUCCCCUCCCCCACCGGUGGUUUUGUUCUAUUUCGAGGCCCUGGCCUCUCGCGGAGGGUUCUGGGACUCGUUUCGGGCGGAGGUGGGAGGGGGCGGUCCUUGCGCGGGGCUUGCCGGGACUUGUAGUUCCCCCGGCCGCGGGCGGAAGUGCUGUGGCUCCGACGCCGUUGAGGCAGGGUGCCUUUGGUCGUCUGAAAUCAGCCGCCGCGAGUGCCUGGAAGAGGGGCUGGAGGUCGUCGGGGCGGGGGCGGGCCUCGCAGCUGCGCUUUGCGGGAGUGAGGUGGGGUGAUCUCCUGGCACCUCCUUCACGUCCCUCGAGCAAGCUGCCGAAAGAAAUAUAAAGGGAAGAGGAGAAAUUUCUCUUCUAUGGAAUACUUGAGCCGUUGAUAAGAGUGCUUGUGAAGAAAACGGAGUAUUUCCCUGAGGCCUGUAUCCUGCCUUGAUUGUCUUUCCUUGAAGUAUUAUAAAUCAGGAUGUCUGCACAGUCAGUGGAAGAAGAUUCAAUACUUAUCAUCCCAACUCCAGAUGAAGAGGAAAAAAUUCUGAGAGUGAAGUUGGAAGAGGAUCCCGAUGGGGAAGAGGGAUCAAGUAUCCCCUGGAACCAUCUGCCUGACCCAGAAGUUUUCCGACAGCGAUUCAGGCAGUUUGGAUACCAGGAUUCACCUGGGCCCCGUGAAGCUGUGAGCCAGCUUCGAGAACUUUGCCGUCUAUGGCUCAGGCCAGAGACACACACAAAAGAACAAAUCUUGGAGCUGGUGGUGCUCGAGCAGUUUGUUGCCAUCCUACCCAAGGAGCUACAGACUUGGGUUCGAGAGCAUCAUCCAGAGAAUGGAGAGGAGGCCGUGACAGUGCUGGAGGAUUUAGAGAGUGAACUAGAUGACCCUGGACAGCCGGUUUCUCUCCGUCGGCGAAAACGAGAAGUGCUAGUAGAGGAGAUAGUGUCUCAAGACGAAGCUCAGGGAUUACCAAGUUCUGAGCUUGAUGCUGUGGAAAACCAGCUCAAGUGGGCAUCCUGGGAGCUCCAUUCCCUAAGGCACUGUGAUGAUGAUACUAGGACUGAAAAUGGAGCACUAGCUCCAAAGCAAGAGAUUCCUUCAGCAGGAGAAUCUCAUGAAGUUCCUGGCACUCUGAAUAUAGGUGUUCCUCAGAUUUUUAAAUAUGGAGAAGCUUGUUUCCCCAAGGGCAGGUUUGAAAGAAAGAGAAAUCCCUCUCGAAAGAAACAACAUAUAUGUGAUGAAUGUGGAAAACACUUCAGUCAGGGCUCAGCCCUUAUUCUUCAUCAAAGAAUCCACAGUGGGGAGAAACCCUACGGAUGUGUUGAAUGUGGGAAAGCAUUCAGCAGAAGUUCCAUCCUUGUGCAACACCAGAGAGUCCAUACUGGAGAAAAACCUUACAAAUGUCUUGAAUGUGGAAAAGCCUUUAGCCAGAAUUCUGGGCUUAUUAAUCAUCAGAGAAUCCAUACUGGGGAGAAACCUUAUGAAUGUGUUCAGUGUGGGAAAUCCUAUAGUCAAAGUUCAAAUCUUUUUAGACAUCAGCGAAGACACAAUGCAGAAAAACUUCUGAAUGUUGUGAAAGUUUAAGAAAUUGAAAAAAAAAAAUCAGCACUCAGGUCUUUUUCUUCAGAAAUGAAGACAAAAACAUGAAAUGAUACAUAAUAGUUUUGUUUCCCUAUAGACUGUUAGAAAAUCCACUGGGAAAUGUAGAAAACCUUCACCCACCAUUAUUAUUUUAUCUUGAAAGAAAUGGUGUCAUACCUGCCUAGAAACUGAAAUUUUAAACUUAAUUCAGGUGUUAAUGCCUAAAUCUUCCAUGUGAUGUUUAUAUUCUUAUUAUUUUUCCAAAUAGUGAACUACCUGAUUCUUUGUCCCUUUCUUACAAGUUUCCUUUUUAGACAGAUACAUUAUUUCUGUGUUGAUUAUUGAAAGUUCUUUGCAAGAAUACAUUCCCUUCUGCGUUAAAAGGCAACAUAGGAAUUAUAAAAUCUGAAAAAGGAAACCAUAUUUUCAAAAUUUACCCUUUGGUUUCCUUUUAUCUGAUUUGAAUGUGCAUUUCAGAAAACAGAACAUAAAGGAUGACCAAAAGCCUCAGAGUAAAAUGAGCCUUAAAACUCAGAUAAGAAGGAUGAUGAUAAAACAUCAAAAAGCAAAUGGGCCACCUAGACGAGGGAGGAUAUACAAAUGCUUUGAUCCAAGAAUUGAAAUUUAUCAAUUAUAAUUACAUUUAUUAUCUAAAUGUAAUUAUCUGCCUGCAGGAAAACUCAAAAACAGCUUAUCUGUAAAUUGGAGGCUUUCCGCUAAUGAAAAUAAUGUUCUCCCAUGUAUCAUUAGAAAGUGGAUGGUCUAAACCAUAAACAAUUGUAAACCAUGAAAGUAGAAAUUACCACACUGGGAAAGAAUUUGUAGUGAAUGGCAGUGUUGAAGGGCAAAUGUAAACAAGAGUAAUGGUCUGUCUUGGCUUUUAGAAAACACAAGAGACUUGAACUUGAAGAUGGAAUUCAUUAUUAUUUAUAUGCCUUCGUUUUUGUUAAGGACAGUAAAAUCCCUGACAGGUGGGCAACAAGUAUCAGGUUUGCUGUUUUAUUCCUUUGGUACAAAAUGGUUGAACACCAGGCUAACAAAGCAGCCAUGCAUUUAUUAUUAAACAUUUUCUACCGACAAGGCACUGUGCUAGGUACUGUAACCCUACCAUAAGUAGGUAGGUAUUUCUUCCACUGUAAAUUAUUGGGGGUUUGGUACAAAGCUGUUUCAUGUGAGUUAGCUUCUUCCCCCUGUCAGAGCAGUCCUGGGGGAGAUCACCUCUGAGAUUCCCAGAGCCAUAGUUCUCUUACCAGGGUGUUUUAUUUGGGGGAAAGGAAGACUCAGCUCAAAGAGCUAGCCAGCUCUCCAGCAGUCUUCAGAGGUGAGUCCAAUAUACUCUCUCAGUUUGGAGGUUUGUGGGUCUUUUUAAAAAACUAAUCAAUCUCUAGUAGCAUUGAGGUUGCACUUACAGGUUAAGUUGAAUGGAUUGUUUUAUUUAAAAAAUAAACAACUAGGUUAUUAACAACUAUUAACUAUCAGAAUUGAUUGAACUUUUUUUUUUAACUUUAAAUCUUAACACAUUUUUAAAAAUGUAUAAAAGUAAUACAUUGUAGUAGUAGGAUUAUAUACUCCUUGGCUGAGAAUCCCAAGUACUGUGGUUCUACUGUUUGGUGGAAAACUCUGGAAGUUAAAAUAUAGACUAUGAGAAAAGGCUUUUUUAUAGUGGGUGUCACUGUGUGGAAAAUGACCCAUGUGAAUAAAAGUAUUUCAUAAUUCCAGAGAUUUUGGUUGCAUCUGGUGCUUGGAUCAAAGUAAGAAAUGGAAGGUGAGAUUUGCAUGAGCCUGUUAAAAAGCAUAGUAAUACAUGCAAGGCCAGCUGGUGGAGAAGUGAGGCAGAAUGGAGCUUGUUUGUAGAUUUUCUGAUAACAAUUAAUUAUAAGAAAUGUGCUUUAUAGAUUAAGAUUUAUUGAAGUAUAAAUAUGUAGUAAUGAUAUAAUGUAUUUUAAGUUAUACAAGAAAAUGUAGGGACUUUUGUUUGGGUCUUUUUCUCUGUGGCUGAGAGGAAACAAGUCAAUGUACAAUAAAGGUAUAAAUUCCUCUGCUCUAAGAUAAAAUGAUCCUGAGUUGAUUUAUUUAUAACUGGCUUCUUUCCAAGUAGGUUUUGAGGUGGCAUAUUUGGAAUUCUUCUGCUGGGAUGACAGAAUUCUUGUAUCAGAGUAGGUAAGAAGGGAGCAACCUCUCAGUGGCUAGAACAUCACACUUUUUAAGAUCUUGCAUAUUUCCUGUAUACAAAGAAGCUUCCCUCUGGUAGAUUUGUCAUAAAUGCCAAAGAUGUUUGGUAUAAUGUGAGAGCUUAGAAAAAUGUUGUAUUAGAGUUGGCAAAUAUGUGUUUAGCUUGCCAGCUCUGAUACGUGUGGGUUGUUUAGAAGAGAUUCUGAGACUAAGGCAAGGCUCUUUGGGGAAAACGGGCUGGACCCAAAGACUGAGUGAUGGUACACAGGAAAAGGAAGUAGUAGUCUGAACUUGCCAUCUCUGGUCAGGCUAAGUCCCCACUAGACAAAUUGAUUUUAAAUAGCUAUUCAGUAAUGAUUUAUGAUUUCAUCCUGACAUUCAUUUAUACCCACACAGAUGAUCAUAGUUAGCAAUUCUGGGGGUUAGCCAGCCUUUGAUGAAGUGGUGAUCUGGCAGUUGCCAAGCAGUGGCAUCUGUUUGGUUAGCAAAUGAGCAGUCAUUGUGAAUGGCAUGCAGACUGCUGAUACCUGCCCAGUAGCCACUGAGUGUGUGCUCGUUACUGCUAAAUUUUCUUCUGGUUUUCUUGGAGGUUAAGUUCCUCACAUUCACACCCCGUUGGCACUUGAUCAUUUAGCAAUAUGUCUAUCACAUUUAUGUAAGUUGAAGGGAGGGUUAUAUGUAUUGAAAUAAUCUGCAUGCCAGGCAUUGGAUUAGACCCUAUACCUGUCUCACUUAGAUUUGUAGACUAGGAGAGCAAGAUUCAGAGAUCGUGUGACUUGCAUGUGGCCAAUUAGAGCUAAAACUCAAAUCUAGUUCUUUGAACUCCAGGGACAUAUAAUUUUCACUAUGCCAUGAGUGAUGGCUGUUAAACCUGAUUGAAAAAUUUUAUGCUUUUUUAUGGUUAACAGAUGUGAAAGCUAUUAAACGUGCUUAUUUGUAUUUUCUAUAGUACAGAAAUGUAAAAUGAAAAAGGACAUUCCUUUUCACAAUCUUACUCAGAAGUAAUAAUUAUUUGAUUUGUUAUUUUUCCAGACUUAGGCAUAUACAUAUUUAAACAAAAUGUGUUCAUAGCUGACACUUGUGGUCGCUGUAUACAGGCACUGUUAGAAGCGCUUUACCAGGGAUUAACUCUUAAUCCUCACAGCAACUGUAUGAGGUAGGUACCUAGCCCCAUUUUACAUGUACUGCACUAAAACUUCCUCUCCUCCCUCCCACUUGGAUGUAGACAUUGUUUUUCAUGGCUACAUACAUAUUCCAUUGCAUGAAUAUAGUAAUUUAUUUAACCAAUCCCUUAUUGAUAGAUAAUUAAGUUCUUUCCCAUUUUUUAUUCGGGAUAAAGGUAUAGGUAACAUCCUUGUACAUGUAUUUUGCUACCUAUCUGGGUAUUUCUGUAGGAUAAAUAGCUAGAAGUGGAUUUAUUGGGUCAGAGAAUGUGCACAUUUAACAUUUAGAGAAAUACCACCCAAAAGGUUGUACCAGUUUACAACUCCAUCAACAGUAAGAGUGCCUGUUUGCCUACUUUCCCACCAACUUUGAAUCCUUAAAUAUUUUUGCCAGUCUGAUAGGCAAAAUUUUUCUUUUCUUUGGUUAUUAAUAAGGAGGAACAUCUUUUCAUAUGUUUAGUGGCUAUUUGCAUUUCCUGUUGUGAAUUCUGUUUCCCCACCUUUUUUUUUAAUUAUGAAAGUAUAAAUGACUACCUUUUCAUUGUACAGAACUUAAAUGAAACAUAAGUAUAAAAGCAGAGAGACCCUUUUCUCCAGUGCUUCCAAUCACAUUCCACUGCCCACAGUUUAGUGUACGUCCAUCUAGUCUCCUUUCCAUACAUUUCCAUAUGAAUAUAUGUACACAUAUAAAUGCUAUUUUUACAUAAAUAGGAUCAUAUGUAUUCUGCAGCUUGCUUUUUUUGUCUCAAAACCUGAGUUCUUUAAAUUUCUUGAAUGGUCGAAUAGGAUUCAAUACUAUGAAGAUGCCCUUAUUUAACUAUUCCCUUAUUUUUUUUCUCUUGCUAUUACAUUGCCAAAGUAAAUAUCUUUUUCAUAUAUCUUUGUGUAUGUGUGUGAAUAUGUGACUGUUUCUUGAUGGAGUCGUAUAAGGUGGAUUGUUGGGUCAAAGAGUGUGCUCUCUGAUAGACCCACCUUAGCCUUCCCCAAAACCUUUAUAACUAUAUUUUCACCAAAUGUAUGGAAAGUGCUCAUUUCCCCAUGUAGCCUUAUCUACACUUGAUAGUUUUUAUCUGAUGGGCAAAAAAGAAAAAAUCCUUAUUUUGCAUUUUCCUGAUUAAUGGUGAGGUUGAGGUUAUUUUCAUAUGUCUAUUGGCCAUUUAUAGUUUUUCCAUGGAUUGUUUGUAUCCUUUACCUGCUUUUCUGUUGGGUUACGUGUGGCUAUAUGUUGUUUUUGUUUGUUCAGCAUCUCUUUCCCCAUCUUCUGGUAACAGAACCCUUAUUUAUUGUGAGGAACCCAUUCCCUGUGACUUAGGUGAGUAUAUGACCAGGCCUGGCCUUCCUGAGUCCUGCAGCUCCCUAGCCACAGUGAUUAAAGAAUGGGAUGUAACUCAAGCCAGGCUAAAGAGAGCCGUCAACAGAACUUCUGCUGGAACUAUUGGAAAGAAGGCUCUAUGGAGAUCCCAUGAACUAAGGACUGUGUAAAGCUGAAUUUGUACCAUUUGGAGAGAGUCUGUCUCAGGAGCAACUCAGAGGCUAGCAGAAAGGAAAGAGAAUUAAGUUCUGAUGUCAUUAUCCUGGAGGCCCUAGAUCCAGCUGUGCCUAAAGCGUGCCCUACCUCCGGACUUUAAAGUUUUGUGAGCCAAUAAAGUCCCUUUCAUUGUUUAAGAUAAUUGAAUUGGGUUUCUGUCCUGAUUAAUAUAGGUUAUUUGUAUUUUCUUAUUGAUUUGUAGAAAACCUUUGUAAUUUUAAAUUCUAAACUUAUACUUUAUGUGCUAUAUAGGUUAAUAAAAUUAGCAUGGCCUUCCAUGA
This is a messenger RNA of Diceros bicornis minor, 6740 nucleotides long. It is a transcript of the gene ZNF24, whose product is annotated as zinc finger protein 24. Lineage: Eukaryota; Metazoa; Chordata; Mammalia; Perissodactyla; Rhinocerotidae. The record is from RefSeq and is a predicted model, not a curated record. Bases 493 to 1599 code for a protein of 368 amino acids. The transcript is spliced from 4 exons. Gene Ontology annotation, biological process: regulation of transcription by RNA polymerase II. Gene Ontology annotation, molecular function: RNA polymerase II cis-regulatory region sequence-specific DNA binding; DNA-binding transcription factor activity, RNA polymerase II-specific.